AUGGCGAGGAUGAGCGGUGGGCAGCAGCGCGUGCAGGCGCCGCGACGGAUCGGCGAGUACGAGGUUGGGGGAACGCUUGGCGAAGGGACGUUCGCGAAGGUGAAAUACGCGGUGCACGCGACGACGGGCGAGCCCGUGGCGAUGAAAGUGCUGGAUAAGGAGAAAAUUAUUCGGCAUAAAAUGGUGGACCAGAUCAAGAGAGAGAUUUCGGUGAUGAAGCUCGUCCGGCACCCUAAUGUGGUGCGGCUGUAUGAGGUUCUCGCAUCUCGCACCAAGAUCUAUAUCAUUCUCGAAUUCGUCACAGGCGGAGAGCUCUUUGACAAGAUUGUGAACAAGGGUCGGCUGGAGGAGGAGGAGGCACGGCGGUAUUUCCAGCAGCUGAUAGACGCCAUGGAGUAUUGCCACAGCAAAGGCGUGGCCCACCGAGACCUCAAGGCGGACGGCUUGCUCCACACCACGUGCGGCACGCCCAACUAUGUUGCUCCAGAGGUGCUGAGUGACAGAGGGUACAUCUGGGUCUUGGCAGACAUCUGGUCGUGCAGAGUCAUUCUCUACCUCCUCCUCCUCACCAGUCCUCCUUCCAUUCCUCCCGCCCUUCACAAUUCCUUCCCUCUCCCCCCUUUCACAUGCACACAUGCACAGGUGCUGAGUGACAGAGGGUACAGUGGGGUCCUGGCAGACAUCUGGUCGUGCAAAGUCAUUCUCUCCACGUCCUUUGAGCCACUUUAUAGGCCUUCAGAGCUCUCCUCUCCUCUCCCCUCCCCCACACACACUCUCAGAGGCUACAACGGGGUUUUGGCGGACAUCUGGUCAUGCGGGGUCAUUCUCUACGUGCUCCUUGCCGGCUUCCUCCCCUUCGAUGAGCCUGACGUCCCUUCUCUCUACAAGAAGGUACCUGCUCUCUCUCCCUGCUCUCUCUCACUCACUGCUCCAUUUUCUCUUCUCUUCAAAGUCAUUCUCUACGUCCUCCUUGCUGGCUUUCUCCCCUUUGACGAGCCUGACGUGCCUUCCCUGCACAAAAAGAUCCAACGGUCGGAUUUUGGGUUCCCCACGUGGUUCUCUGCUGGAGCAAAGAGGCUCAUCACUGGCAUUUUGCAGCCCAACCCUAAACUGAGGUACCGGUAUCAGGAAAUAAAAAAGGACCCAUGGUUCCGCACCAACUAUGUUCCUGUGCCGGUCCCUGUUGAUACUGCUGACGACAAUAUGAAUGAUGUUGAUGCUGCCUUCGGUGCUGCUCCUGCUGCUCCUGCUGCUGCUGCUGGUGCUGCUGCUGCUCCUUCUGGUGCUGUCAAAUCCGCUGCUCCCGGUGGUGCUGCUUCUGGCGCUGCUUCUCGUGCAGCCAAGUCUGCUGCUGGCAGUGCUGGUAGUGCUGGUAGUACCCUUGUUGGUAGUGAGAAUGCGUCUGGGACUUGCAAAGGCAGUGCUGGGAGGCAUGACUCCUGUGCUCAAUUACAAGAGUGGAAGAGGAGUGGAGCACACUCCAUUUGGUGUGAAGAGUGA
Messenger RNA from Closterium sp. NIES-65, 1500 nucleotides. Lineage: Eukaryota; Viridiplantae; Streptophyta; Zygnematophyceae; Desmidiales; Closteriaceae. The record is from the annotation of a GenBank genome assembly.